GUAAGUAAUAUUUCAAGCCAUGGCCGCACUUCGAAGGUACACUACUAAGUUUCUGACAAUUGGUCAGUUGAAAAAGCAAUAUUCAUCUGCUGCUAAGUUAGUUGAUGUAAAUGUAAGCGAUAAAACAGGUAUUGCAACAGUGUCGUUGAAUAAACCACCAGUAAACAGUUUAAAUUUGGAGUUCAUCACAGAACUUAAUUAUAACCUUCAAGAACUGGAGAAAAGCAAAUGCCGAGGUGUUAUAUUGACCUCAGCUUUGCCAAAAGUAUUUUCAGCUGGAUUAGAUAUUUUGGAGAUGUAUAAGCCAGACUUAAAACGUGCAGACAGCUUUUGGCGUGCACUUCAGGACCUUUGGUUGACGUUGUAUGGUUUAGCGCUACCUACUGCAGCUGCAAUCAAUGGUGCUAGUCCUGCAGGUGGCUGCCUCCUCGCAACGUCGUGUGAGUAUCGAGUGUUCGUUGAAGGAAAGCAUACAAUAGGAUUGAACGAAACACAAUUGGGUAUAAUUGCUCCAAAAUGGUUCCAGGAUACAUUUGUCAAUGUGAUCGGUCAACGCCAAGCAGAGAUAUCACUGUUGCGAGGUUCCCUUUACACUCCAGAAGAGGCACUAAAAAUUGGCCUGGUCGAUGAAUUGGCUACAAAUAAAGAGGAAGCAAUCGCUAAGUGCGAAAAAUAUAUUGCUGCUUAUGCUAAAAUAUCACCUGCUGCAAGGUCAGCAACGAAGAAUCAAUUAAGGAAGUCAGCACUUUCAUGGCUUGAAAAAAAUCGAGAUUUUGAUGUCAAAAUAUUCAUUGGCUUCUUAGAGCAACCUCAGGUACAAAAGGGUUUGGAUAUGUACAUCCAGAGCUUGAAAAAGAAGUGAAACUACUAAAGCUAACAGCAAUAAUAUGUCACGCCGUACCAGCCCCCAUGUCACAGAACUGCGAUGUAUGGCGAAUACAAUAAAUUUUUUUACUGUAAAAUUUAGAUAAGA
Messenger RNA from Diprion similis, 973 nucleotides. Its product is annotated as enoyl-CoA delta isomerase 1, mitochondrial-like. The record is from RefSeq and is a predicted model, not a curated record. The coding region runs from base 20 to 862 and encodes 280 amino acids. Gene Ontology annotation, biological process: fatty acid beta-oxidation. NCBI's taxonomy places the organism in Eukaryota, Metazoa, Arthropoda, Insecta, Hymenoptera, Diprionidae. Gene Ontology annotation, cellular component: mitochondrion. Gene Ontology annotation, molecular function: enoyl-CoA hydratase activity. The transcript is spliced from 6 exons.